This is a messenger RNA of Homalodisca vitripennis (glassy-winged sharpshooter), 1044 nucleotides long. RefSeq names its product cyprosin-like. The record is from RefSeq and is a predicted model, not a curated record. Gene Ontology annotation, molecular function: aspartic-type endopeptidase activity. NCBI's taxonomy places the organism in Eukaryota, Metazoa, Arthropoda, Insecta, Hemiptera, Cicadellidae. Gene Ontology annotation, biological process: proteolysis. The transcript has 6 exons. The coding region runs from base 16 to 885 and encodes 289 amino acids.
CAGUACAUCAUAAAUAUGUGCAUUUCUAUUUUUAAAGGUAACCACAACACCUACACACACAGCAAGAGUUCUACGUACAAGACUAGCGGGAAAAAGUUCCAUGUGAAAUAUGGCAGUGGUGAAGUGUAUGGUUUCGUCUCCCAAGAUAACAUAGCGGUAGCCAAUCUUCAGGUUCAAGAUCAAACUUUUGGUGAGGCAACAUUCAUCGAUACUCAAACUGCUGAUUCACAGUUCGAUGGCAUUUUCGGGCUCGCCUACCCUGCUAUUUCCGAAAUGCAGACUAACCCUCCUUUUGUGAACAUGAUCAAACAGGGAGUCGUUAAUGAACCCGUCUUCGCAUUCUAUCUCAAUAAAGCAAGUGACUCGUCAUCGGGUGACUCGUCAUCUGGUGAAGGUGCUGAAUUGGUCCUUGGAGGUGUGGAUCCUAACCACUAUACCGGAGACUUCACGUACACUCCUGUAAUCGAGCAAACAUACUGGAAGAUACAAAUCGAUGGCAUUACGUUGGGAUCUAACGAGAUCUGCUCUACCUAUCCCGCCAUCCCAGACUCCGGGACCAGUCUGUUGUAUGGGCCUUCAGAGUUUACCGAUCAGAUCAACCAGGCUAUAGGCGGUGAAGAGAGUGACGGAACUUAUAUCGUGGACUGCACAACAAUAGACAGCUUGCCAGAUGUUACGAUCUACAUUAGUGGAAAGCCUUUCGUACUUCACCCUCAGGACUACAUUAUCUCGAUGCCAACAGAAAGUGGAGAAGAUGUCUGUGUGAGCACAUUUAUUGGCUCCGACAACCUCUCAUUCUUUAUUCUGGGAGAUGUGUUUAUGCGCAAGUACUACACGGUGUUCGACAUGGGGAACAACCAGGUUGGGUUUGCCCUUGCUCAGUAGACAAGAACCGUCCACAACUGUGUGGCUCAGAUGGUCGAGGAUUAACAAUGGAUUGCGUCCCAGUACUUGAAUUUGCAUCUACAUUAUUAUGAUAUAUUAUAUAUAAGUUAAAGAAUGUAGUCGGAUGGAUUAAAGUAAAAUAAAUACACUUUAAAGUCA